GGGCCACAUAAACAUGGACAUCACGGACCAAGGAGCCCAAAUGGAGCCGCUUUUACCAACGGAGAAAGCUUCUCAAGAACAUAAGGAUGUGAGGACCGAUGAGGAGGCGGUGGUGGACCGCGGGGGCACACGCUCCAUGCUCAACACCAACUUUGAGAAGGAAGAACUUGAAGGUCAUCGCACCCUCUACAUCGGGGUCCAUGUUCCUUUGGGUCGAAGGUCACACCGGCGUCAUCGUCACCAUGGACACAGACACAGGAAGAGGUCCAAGGAGAGGGACUCCACAACUGACGAUGGGAGGGAAUCACCCUCACACAACACACCAGCGCAGAGGGUCCAGUUCCUGCUUGGUACAGAAGAUGAUGAAGAACACAUCCCUCAUGCCCUGUUCACGGAGAUGGAUGAAAUCUGCCUCAAGGAGGGUGAGGAUGCCGAAUGGAAAGAGACAGCUAGAUGGCUGAAGUUCGAGGAGGACGUUGAAGAUGGUGGUGAGCGGUGGAGUAAACCCUACGUGGCUACUCUGUCUCUACACAGUCUGUUUGAGCUCCGCAGCUGCAUCAUGAACGGCAUUGUCAUGCUCGACAUGAGGGCCAACUCUUUGGAAGAGAUUGCAGACAUGGUUCUAGAUCAGCAUGAGGCAUCGGGAACUGUUGGCGAGGAUGCCAGAAAGAGGAUCCGCGAGGCGUUGCUCAAACAGCACCACCAUCAAAAUCAAAAGAAACUGGCCAAUCGCAUUCCUAUUGUACGUUCCUUUGCUGAUAUUGGCAAGAAGCAGUCUGAGCCUCAUUCCAUGGACAAGAAUGGCCAAACAGUCUCACCCCAGGCUCAGCCACCCAGCAACGAGAGCAGACAGGAUGUCAGCCGAGAAAACAGCGCUGUUGACUUCAGCAAGAUUGACCUCCACUUCAUGAAGAAGAUCCCUCCUGGUGCGGAGGCUUCCAACGUCUUGGUAGGAGAACUGGACUUUCUUGACCGCCCUGUAGUGGCCUUCGUCCGCCUGUCUCCUGCUGUGCUGCUCAAUGGCCUGACUGAAGUUCCCAUCACCACCAGGUUUUUGUUUAUCCUCCUUGGGCCUCUGGGGAAAGGUCCACAGUAUCAUGAAAUUGGUCGAUCCAUUGCUACACUGAUGACUGAUGAGAUUUUCCAUGAUGUCGCCUACAAGGCCAAAGACAGGAGUGACCUGGUGGCAGGUAUAGAUGAGUUUCUGGAUCAAGUGACGGUGUUACCCCCUGGCGAGUGGGACCCCUCCAUCAGGAUAGAACCUCCCAAAAAUGUUCCCUCUCAGGAAAAGCGGAAGGUUCCCCCUGUUCCCAACGGAGUGACCGAUCUUGGCGAAUCUGAGGAACAUGGAGGACAUGGUGGGCCUGAGCUGCAGCGCACUGGAAGGUUUUGUGGUGGGCUCUUUUUGGACAUCAAGCGAAAGGCUCCUCACUACCUUUCCGACUACACAGAUGCUAUCAGCCUCCAGUGUCUGGCCUCCUUCCUUUUCCUCUACUGCGCCUGCAUGUCACCUGUUAUCACCUUUGGAGGACUACUGGGUGAGGCUACUGAGGGACGUGUGAGUGCUAUCGAGUCCCUGUUUGGGGCUUCAAUGACUGGAAUAGCAUACUCUCUGUUUGCUGGUCAACCCCUCACCAUCCUGGGAAGCACUGGGCCCGUCCUCGUCUUUGAAAAGAUCCUUUUUAAGUUUUGCAAGGAGUAUGGGCUCUCCUACCUCUCCCUGAGGACCUGUAUCGGCUUGUGGACAGCCUUCUUCUGUCUGCUGCUGGUGGCCACAGAUGCCAGCUCGCUUGUCUGUUACAUCACACGCUUCACCGAAGAGGCGUUUGCAGCACUGAUCUGCAUCAUCUUCAUCUACGAGGCCCUGGAGAAGCUGGUUCACCUGGGGGUGCACUAUCCCGUCAACAAAAACAACGACCUGCAAACACUCACACAGUACUGGUGUUCAUGUGUAGAGCCCAGGAACCCAAGCAAUGAGACUCUGCACUUGUGGGAGGAGAGAAACAUUACAGCCUCGCAGGUCAACUGGACCAUGCUGGAGGUCAAGGAGUGCGAGAUGUUGCACGGGGAGUUUGAGGGGACGGCUUGUGGCCCUCACGGACCCUAUAUCCCUGAUGUCCUCUUCUGGUGUGUGGUGCUUUUCUUCACCACCGUAUUCAUGUCCGCUUUCCUCAAAGAGUUCAAGACGAGUCGCUACUUCCCCACCAAGGUGAGGUCCAUCAUCAGUGACUUCGCAGUUUUCAUCACCAUCCUCACUAUGGUGCUUUUAGAUUAUGCCAUGGGAAUCCCUUCACCUAAACUACAAGUUCCCAGCAAGUUUAAACCAACUAGGGAUGAUCGGGGCUGGUUGAUAAAUCCUGUUGGACCCAACCCCUGGUGGACUACCAUCAUCACCUUCAUCCCUGCCCUACUCUGCACCAUCCUCAUCUUCAUGGACCAGCAGAUCACAGCUGUUAUUAUUAACAGGAAGGAGCACAAACUAAAGAAGGGCUGUGGUUACCACUUGGACCUGUUCGUGGUGGGGGUGAUGUUGGGCGUGUGCUCGGUGAUGGGCCUGCCGUGGUUCGUGGCGGCCACCGUGCUCUCCAUCUCCCACGUGAACAGCCUAAAGCUGGAGUCUGAGUGCUCGGCACCUGGAGAGCAGCCAAAGUUCCUGGGCAUCCGUGAGCAGCGCUUCACCGGCCUCAUGAUCUUCACGCUGAUGGGAUGCUCCGUUUUUAUGACCUCAGUGUUGAAGUUUAUCCCCAUGCCUGUGUUGUAUGGUGUUUUUCUGUACAUGGGGGCUUCUUCACUUAGAGGCAUUCAGUUCUUUGACCGGUUGAGGCUGUUCGGCAUGCCGGCUAAACAUCAGCCGGACUUCAUCUACCUUCGUCACGUACCACUGAGGAAGGUGCAUCUCUUCACCAUCAUCCAGCUCAGCUGCUUGGUCUUGCUCUGGGUCAUCAAGACCUCCAAGGCUGCCAUUGUUUUCCCCAUGAUGGUCUUGGCUCUGGUGUUCAUUAGAAAGUUGCUGGAUUUCAUCUUCACCAAGAGAGAACUGAGCUGGCUGGAUGAUCUCAUGCCCGAGUGGAAGAAGAAGAAACUAGAGGAUGCAGCGCAAGAGGAGGAACACAGUAUAAUUGCAGAGGAGGAAGGCAUUGUACAAAUAUCUCUAGAAGGACAUUACAAGAAUGAUCCGUCCACGGUGAACAUCACCGAUGAGAUGUCCAAAGGCUCUUUCGGGGGCGUGUGGAAGAGUGCCAGUCCUGUUGAGAGCUCUCAGAAGGAACUGAUUGCUAAAAGCUCCCCCUCCUAACCUUUCAGAAGCUGAUAUCCCAAAGUUGUGCCAGAGGUGGUGAAAAGCGGCACAAGCGGCGGCGGCAUGACAAGAGCCUGGACAGGGAGACAAGUUUGUGAUGACGUGCACUGGUGGUGCCACAGUGCAGUCGGAAGAUACAAAAACAAAUAUACCGUGCCACACUCGAUCACCUUUGUACUGUGCUACACUGUGUUUUUAGUCAUGUGUGUGUGUUCAAAGAAGUAUUUGUUAGAAACCAUAUUACUAAAAGAAAACCAGUUAUAUAUAUAAACAUAACUACCAGCAACCACAGCGAAGCCAGAAUUAUGUGACACCCACAGUAUGAAGUUCGGCCAAUUAUGGAAACAUUUUAAAAGGAUUUUAAAUCUUUAUCAUUUGUACUUUGUAUGUUUUUAUAUGUUUUCCAAGAGCAACUGCAAGUUGUCCUUUUAAAAACCUGCCGCUAUGAACCACCAAGGGAUUUCGUGUGGAGCAUUUGAUGCUGCUGAAUUUCGCACCUUAGAAUAAAAGAAAUAAUAGUAAAAGAUUUUGCCAAUACUAAUCCAAAUCACUGGUAUCUAAGAGAGUUGGCUAUGUAGAGACUUGUAAUUUUCUGAAAGUAUUAAAUAUACGUUUUCUAUAUAAAAGCUGUAAAUCUAUACGUCCUUGUGUCAGUGACGGUUCAGAUCACUUUAAGGUACUCUCCAUUGCUGUUGCACAUAUAAAUGUUUCUUGUCCGGUCAAGCUUUUCCUCGAUUGAACCUGAAAAUGUUCAUUUCUUAGCCCCCGUUACUGAGCGUUCAAGAAAGAGAUCGGUACGCUUCAUACUUAAAAAUGAAGCUAACGCAAGUAAGAGGUUCAGCUAAGCACAAAAAAAAUCAAAAAAGUUAAACUGUUCCAAUUGCUCAAAGGGGUAGUUCAGAGUCUUUACUGUGGGGUUACGUCGACAGGUUAUGAGCAGUCAAGGUCUUAACAAAAUCUGAAGAAAUCUGCUUUGGUCUUGGUCUUGUAGAUCAAGAUUGGAUUGUCCAGUUAGAAUUAAUUUAACCCUCCCGCUGCCUCUGGGUCAAGUUGACCCACUAAGCUUCAGUUUAACCCAACAGCAGCAGGAGGGUUAAACCUUAAACUAUUACAUUUAUUAGUAAAAUACAUUUGUGGGUUGAGCAGCGAAGUUGAGUAUGUGGGUUGAUUUGUACAAUAAGACGCACUCAAAUCUCUGCCAAGCAACUUUUUCUGUCAUUGACUCUACGUUGAGCUUCUGGUACCUCAGGUGCCUUAGCACCUUUGAGCAAUCAGUGAUAUUCCCAUAUCUCCAUGGCUUGGGUCCAAACUUUAUCCUCCAAGAUGGCAAUUGUUGACCUUACUAUCUAAACUAAACUAUCUAGAAUUUGGGAUUAUUUGCAGUCCUGUCCGCAAUCCCAUUGAACACUUGUGAUAUCAGCUUGGGCAUUUAUUUAUUCCAGCGUGACCAACACAACCAGAAUUACCAGUACCAGGCUGUUGUGGCUGUGUAUGGUUCUUCCACAUACUACCGAGGUCUCCGUUUGCGUUGCGUCUUCUGACUUUAUUCAUACAAUCCCAUAAGCGCCACCAAACAGGAGUCAAUAGCAGAAUGAGCUGUUUGACAGGAACUAUUUGGCAAGAUUUUUAAUGGGCGCAACCCACGAACGUAUUUUACUAACAAACGUGGCACCAUUUACGGAGAAUUUAACAGGCUUUCUAACGGUUAAACAUUUAUGGCCAAGAAACACUGUAACGACAAAAUAAUCAACAAAACACAAAUUCCUGUACAUUUUGUGCUAAGUUUAAUUACUUCAAGCUGAGAUGCACUCAGUACACUGGCUGCUCGUAACCUAAAAAAAAACAAAAACAAACUAUCCCUUUAAGAGAAACACAAAACUCACAGUUUAGCACUUUAUAUCUCAAUAAUGUGAUUUCAGAGGAGAUUUCAACUCUUUCAUUUGUCUGUCGUAUUUCUGGAAGCAGCUUUGGUAAAAGUUGCAUUUCCAAGCUUGCAUGGCUGGAUAUUUUGUUAGCUUUAGCUACUGUUAGCCACUUUCUGCUUUUAAAACAAAAGAGGGCGAAACCUAAAACGCUCAACUUUUGGAUGAUUGUACAAUGUUUUUCCACCUGUGUACUCUUUGUCAGCGAGUGUCAUCCACAUGGUGUCCUCUCCUAACCACGCUCCGUGUGUUAGCAUCGGAAGCUAAUUGUUUAAAAAAAAUAUAAAAAUUAAAAAAACCCGCAUGGCGGUGAAACUGUCUCGCUGCAGGAACGUGGUUACUUCUAGAGAUGCAAUAAUUAUUUUCUCUUGUUUUGCUUUUUGGUAAGGGCAACAUGUAAUAAAUGGUAAAGAGUUUUAACAAUGUAUAUUACACAGUAGCUAUAAUUUAUUAAUGUAAAAUGUUACUAAUAUAUUAAGAAGUAAGUGUUGAAUUCAGAUUUUGUUGUAGGUGUUUUUUUUUGUUUAUUUGUUUGUUUUUUUUGUUGUUUUUUUUGCUUGAUGGUUUGUAGGAGCUUAGAGAAACUAACCGUGGGUCAGAAUAAUAUCAGUAUGGAACAUUUUGACCACUUCUGUGUGAAAUUCUGCCUUAAAUUUGGUAGGAACGGGAGGAAACUUUCUGUUUAAUGAGUCACCUGUUAAAAGAACAAUCAGUUCAGAUUUGUUGUUCAAUCAUUCGUUUCAUGAGAAUG
Nematolebias whitei (Rio pearlfish) is the source of this 5971-nucleotide messenger RNA. Its product is annotated as sodium-driven chloride bicarbonate exchanger. The record is from RefSeq and is a predicted model, not a curated record. The transcript has 27 exons. NCBI's taxonomy places the organism in Eukaryota, Metazoa, Chordata, Actinopteri, Cyprinodontiformes, Rivulidae. Gene Ontology annotation, cellular component: plasma membrane; basolateral plasma membrane. Bases 14 to 3295 code for a protein of 1093 amino acids. Gene Ontology annotation, molecular function: monoatomic anion transmembrane transporter activity; sodium:bicarbonate symporter activity; solute:inorganic anion antiporter activity. Gene Ontology annotation, biological process: transmembrane transport; monoatomic anion transport; bicarbonate transport.